AUGACUGCUAGUGAAGGAAGCUAUUACAUUUCAAUAUCCAAAUUUCUAAAUAUUGAAAGUCAUGAAUACGGUGGUGCUGUUUUUGGGCAAUUUUCAACGAAAACAGCACUCCACUUACUAGAUAAUACAUUUUACAAGUGCUUUGCUCAACAAGGCGGCGCAGUUUAUUACAUAUCUCCUCUUCAAUCAACAUUCUUUUCACAGAAAAAUUGCGUUGCUGAAUGUUCAGCAUCAAACUCAUUUAGUGGCUUCUUUGUUGCUUUAGAUCAGAAUUUAUUUUAUCAAAAUUAUAUAAAUUUCACGUCUUUUAUACAGUGUUCACAAACAUAUGAUAUUACUACGCAUACAGUAUGCAUAUAUUACGGAACUGUCACAUUAGAUUGCAGUAAUUAUACAGCAAACAAAGCAAGUCAAUUUUCAUCAGUUGAACUAUGCGGAUCAACACAAAAUUUUGCCAGUUUUAAUACAUUUGUAAAUAAUAACGGCGAUAAUAUUGUUUUUGGAGCACAAAUAAGCCAUGUUUUCAUGAGUUAUUCAAAUUUCGUUCAUAAUAACAUUUCAGAUACAGGAUAUAUCCUUAGUUUCGAAAGCAAUGUAAAUACCAUAACGCUAGAGAACUGUAUUUUCAUUGCUUUGGGUAAUUGCUCACUCAUGAAUGAUUAUGAGUCACAAAUUUCAACCAAAGACCUUUCCAUAGAUCCUUUAAUUAAUAUAUCCAAUGUUAACCUUUCAGUAGAUCCAAAAAUUGAAGUUGCAAGCACUUAUAAACUGAAAUUUGUAAAAGCGAAGUAUUGCCAUGCAGAUGAUGGAGUUUCCAGGAGCUUUGCCAUCGAAAUAACAGGAAUUGUCUUUGCUUCUUUGUUUAUUAUACUUCUUAUUAUUACAAUUAUUAUUUUCUGUUGUGCAAGGAGUACAACCAUGCAGGAAGUUAACCUUGGACCUCUCAAAAUCAAAUAG
Molecule: messenger RNA, 957 nt
Organism: Trichomonas vaginalis G3
Lineage: Eukaryota; Parabasalia; Trichomonadida; Trichomonadidae
Exons: 1
Coding region: 1-957 (318 amino acids)
Source: RefSeq, a predicted model, not a curated record